ACACGCGCUUCAACUUCGGUUGGUGUGUGUCGAAGAAACCCGAAGAGCCCUCGGAGAACGGCGGAGAGGGUCCACCGAACCUCGCGGAAAGCUCCGCUGAGCGGGCUCGCGGCCGGAGUCCCUCCGUGCUGCGGAGCACCCAGCGGUGCCCACGCCCGGCACAGGUGUGGGACCCCCCGUCCUUCCUGUCUUCGCAGAGGAGUCCUCGCGUGGUGAGUAUGCGAAACAAAAAGCUUUUGAAAACAAAAAGAAGGAGGGGUGGAAGAGGAGGCCAGGAUCCAGGCCUCCACAGGAGCGACCACACCCGUGGGAGGUCUCCUCCCACCUCAGCCGUCAACCUGGGGCCCGACUGCCCUCCUCCUCCUCCUCCACCGCCCCCAAACGAUCCCAACAAGCCCUCCUCUUCUUGCAGUUCCUCGUCCUCAUCUUCCUCAUCAUCAUCCUCCUCACAAAGUGGGCAACGGGCCCAAUAUUCCAACCUAGAUCGUAGACGAGACGAUCUCUCCGAGGAGAUCAACAACCUAAGAGAGAAGGUCAUGAAGCAGUCUGAGGAGAACAACAACCUGCAGAACCAGGUGCAGAAGCUCACAGAGGAGAAUACCUCCCUUCGGGAGCAAGUGGAGCCUCCCCCUGAGGAAGAAGAGGAAGAUGACAUCGAGCUCUGUGGUGCUGCAGCUGCUGCUCCCCCACCCAUUCCCCUCGAGGAAGAGUGCCCAGAUGACCUGCCGGAGAAGUUUGAUGGCAACCCAGACAUGCUGGUUCCUUUCAUGUCCCAGUGCCAGCUGUUCAUGGAAAAGAGCACCAGAGAUUUCUCCAUUGAUCGGGUCCGUGUCUGCUUCGUGACAAGCAUGAUGACAGGCCGCGCUGCCCGCUGGGCCUCUGCGAAGCUGGAGCGGUCCCACUACCUGAUGCACAACUACCCAGCCUUCAUGACAGAAAUGAAGCAUGUCUUUGAAGACCCUCAGAGACGGGAGGCUGCUAAACGCAAGAUCAGACGUCUGCGCCAAGGCAUGGGCUCGGUCGUCGAUUAUUCCAACGCUUUUCAGAUGAUUGCACAGGAUCUGGAUUGGAACGAACCCGCUCUGAUUGACCAGUACCAUGAGGGCCUCAGCGACCAUAUUCAGGCAGAGCUGUCUCACCUUGAAGUCGCCAAGUCGCUGUCUGCGCUGAUCGGCCAGUGCAUCCACAUUGAGAGAAGGCUGGCCAGAGCCGCUGCAGCUCGUAAGCCACGCUCCCCACCUCGCGCACUGGUGUUGCCCCACGUCUCAGGCCACCAGCAGGUCGAUCCAACUGAGCCCGUGGGAGGUGCCCGCAUGCGACUGACCCAGGAAGAAAAAGAAAGACGAAGAAAGCUGAACCUGUGCCUCUACUGUGGGAAUGGAGGUCACUACGCCGACAACUGUCCUGCCAAGGCCUCAAAGGCUUCACCGGCGGGAAACUCCCCGGCCCCGCUGUAGAGGGACCUUCAGCGACCGGGCCAGAAAUAAUAAGGUCCCCACAAGAUGAUGCCUCAUCUCCGCAUCUGCAAGUCAUGCUCCAGAUUCAUCUUCCGGGCAGACACACCCUGUUUGUCCGAGCCAUGAUUGAUUCUGGUGCUUCUGGCAACUUCAUCGAUCAUGAAUAUGUUGCCCAAAAUGGAAUUCCUCUGAGAGUCAAGGACUGGCCGAUACUUGUAGAAGCAAUUGAUGGACGUCCCAUAGCAUCGGGCCCAGUUGUCCACGAAACACAUGACCUGAUAGUUGACCUGGGAGACCACCGUGAGGUGCUGUCAUUCGAUGUGACCCAGUCUCCCUUCUUCCCGGUUGUCCUGGGGGUGCGCUGGCUGAGCACACAUGAUCCCAACAUCACAUGGAGCACCCGCUCCAUCUUCUUUGAUUCUGAUUAUUGCCGAUACCACUGCCGAAUGUAUUCGCCGAUACCACCACCGCUCCCACCACCAGCGCAACCUUCAUUUUAUUACCCAGUAGACGGAUACAGAGUUUACCAGCCAGUGAGAUAUUACUAUGUCCAGAAUGUGUACACGCCAGUAGAUGAACACGUCUACCCAGAUCACCGCCUGGUUGAUCCCAAUAUAGAAAUGAUACCCGGAGCACACAGUAUUCCCAGCGGGCACGUGUACUCACUGUCUGAAUCUGAAAUGGCAGCGCUGCGAGAUUUUGUGGCCAGAAAUGUGAAAGAUGGGCUGAUUACUCCAACAAUUGCACCUAAUGGAGCCCAAGUUCUCCAGGUAAAGAGAGGAUGGAAACUGCAGGUUUCUUAUGAUUGCCGAGCUCCCAACAAUUUCACAAUCCAGAAUCAGUAUCCACGGCUCUCUAUUCCAAAUUUGGAUGACCAAGCUCACCUGGCAACAUAUGCUGAAUUUGUACCUCAAAUACCUGGAUAUCAAUCAUACCCUGCAUAUGCUACAUACCCGACCUACCCAGUAGGAUUCGCCUGGUAUCCUGUGGGACGAGAUGGGCAUGGCCGAUCACUCUAUGUGCCCGUGAUGAUCACCUGGAAUCCUCAUUGGUACCGCCAGCCUCCGGUGCCCCAGUAUCCACCUCCACAGCCGCCGCCGCCGCCACCACCGCCGCCGCCACCACCGUCCUACAGCACUAUGUAAAUACUUUUCAUGUCCUUCAGGAUCUCUACCCACAAAACUGUUUCCUGUUCAGCUUCUCAGCCAGUGACUGUGCUAAACUGGUUUCUGUAUCUUUAGGCCAACCUGAGGCAUGUCCUCUCUGAAAUGGCUGCAGAAGGUCAGAACCACUGUGGACUGGCAUGCAUCUUACAACCAAAAGUCAUUCACCAUUUACUGGGAGAAUAGGAUAUUUACCAACAAAUUCUCUCUCAGUUUUCCACUUUAACUGCCAAUCUAACUAAAAUUCACGUUUACUUUGCAGAGAAUCCCAGAAAGAAUGGGUUUUACCUGCUGAAUAACAUCUGAAUUAUAGGCUGCCAGAUUCCUCAAUGAGCACUUACGAAGAAGCUAAUGUAAAUACAGGAAAUUCUGUUUUAUUUGUGGAGAGAGAGAUGAGGAGGAGGAGGACAUGACUUUUCUUGCAGUUUCGGUACUCUUACAUAACUGGAGGACCGACGCCUUAUGAAGGAAGCCAAAAUUAUUGGUGCAGUGUGAAAUGGCUUCCGUGAUCUUUAUGCUGCACCCUAUUGAAACUUCACCGUCUUCAAACUCCACUUUCAUGGUUCCGUUAAUUCUCAAGGAGCAGCAACUGACCCAGGAGUAGGCAAAACCCCUGCAACAGAAACACCUCAGGCCUGAGAAGGAAGUGCCCUCUCAGACAGACUCUUGCAUGUUAAGAGUGUGCCUUCAUAUCCUGGUGCAAAUCACAUGUACCCAAGAACUAUGGCUUUAUCACAACACCUUACCAUCAUCAUGCCAGUAAUGGCUUCCACAGUGUUCAGCCUGGUAACCAGAGACUAUUGGUAGCUCCAGGUUCGAUAGAUGUUUGUGAAAUGUGACCACCUAUCAUUCAUGCAUGAGGGCUAAUGACUGGCAAAUCAAAAGGACUCAUCCCAUACCCAGUUCUUAAAAGAGACUGAACUAAUGAUACCUCUUUGUUCUGCUUCAGAAAGAAGUCUUACGACUAUUGUUAAUUGGAUGAAAGAAUAUUACAUCAAGUCCUGGGAGCAUCUGUCCUUGCCUGCCUCCAUGUGCAUCUAGGCAUUCCAUCAUCAAUCCCCUCACUAGACUGUAGCAUUAGGAUGCUUAGAGAGGGGAAAUGAUUUUAGCACCCAGACUCACACUCCUAUGUCUGAAUUUUUAAAAAUGGGGCACUGGAUAUGUCACCACUUUUUAAAGGAUUGGAGUCCACAUAAUGGAAAGAGGUACUCUCUAGGGGAUGGAGCCAAUAAUAAACUGCCACUGAAUGAAAGGCCUCAGAAAUCAAUUCAAAUGACUCAAAGCCAGGACAACCCAAGAGUUGUCUGCUGAAGGCUUUGUGCUCACCUGGGACUGCCUGACUUUCUUUAGCCUGGUCCCUUGCUACUACCUUGAACUGCCUAUCUAACCUCUCUCUUUCUGUUUAAUUCUUUACAACUACCACUAAUGCUGCUGCACAAUUUGUGUCAUCUUGCCUGCCUGCCUGGUGGCUGAGACUCCGUUUUGCGCCUGUGCAUGGAGAAGGAAGAGGCAGGCUGCAUGGAGGCUAUGUUUCAGCAUAGUCUUCAAUUGCCAAAAUAGAGUUUGAGCAGUAGAAAGCAACAUGGUGUAUAUUUCAGAUUGCCUAUCAUGAGGAGGAGUACAAUGGUGAAGUUUCAUCAUCUCAUUACUAUCUUCACAUAUUCAUUAUCAUCCCCACUUAUUAUUGCAUGUUAAAAUACUUAAAAUUUUUAUCUGUAGGUUAGUACUGUCCUUUUACAGUGUUUUUAGUGGUGACUGUGCUUUCAAAAUUAUUUCCAUUGAAUUACAAAGUACUAUCCAAUCCUUAUUGUUAGUUAAAAUAAUUAAAACUGGUAACAUAGAGAAAAUAAUUCUUAACUGUGAACUUACAACACUGUGAAUGAGAGACUCCUCAUAACUGGAGUUUUUGUUUAAUAGUUCUUUCUGUUCAUCUUCAGUCUUUGCUUUAGUAUAUAUACCUUCAGUUUUAUUAAUUGGCCCUUUAAAAAUCAUACAAAUUAUGUGCAAAUUCAAAGAAGAUAUUUAAUUGGCUAUUUAAUUCGAAAUAAUUU
Messenger RNA from Sorex araneus (European shrew), 4671 nucleotides. It is a transcript of the gene PEG10, whose product is annotated as paternally expressed 10. Gene Ontology annotation, cellular component: cytosol. Lineage: Eukaryota; Metazoa; Chordata; Mammalia; Eulipotyphla; Soricidae. The record is from RefSeq and is marked reviewed. Gene Ontology annotation, molecular function: nucleic acid binding; zinc ion binding.